Molecule: messenger RNA, 1318 nt
Organism: Cornus florida
Lineage: Eukaryota; Viridiplantae; Streptophyta; Magnoliopsida; Cornales; Cornaceae
Product: protein LURP-one-related 5-like
Exons: 2
Coding region: 146-1045 (299 amino acids)
Source: RefSeq, a predicted model, not a curated record
GAUAUUAAGUUUGUUAGAUAUAUUAUGUUAUUGGUACGUUGAAGUCAAUAGAAAUGUAUUAUUUUAUAAAAUUAAUUUUAUUUACUUUAAAAAAUAAUACAUUACUUUUAACAAAUUAUUAUAUUAAUUUUUAUUGGCCAAACUUAUGGUGUCAUUAGUAUGCUCAGCGCACCAGAUAUUUACUCGGAGAGAAGACGUAUUGACUCUGCCCCUCAUCGUCAUCCCAGAUAUGAAGUGUUCGCCACUUGUCUCAGGCGAUGAGCUCCGACUUUCCUCCCUGUCAUCUCUCUCCUCCUAUAUAUCUUCUACUAACUUCAUCACAUUUUCUCUCACUAAGAUAUUGAUUUGCAUAGCCACACACAGAGAGAUUGCAUUGAAACCUCCUAAUAACUAUUUUAGAAGAAUGAAAGGUGGUUUUGUUGUUGAAGAUAGGUUCAUGUGCGAAGAAGAGACCCAUCUCACUGUUCUCAAGACCUCUCUCUUCUUCGCCGACGAUGGAUUCACCGUCUACGAUUCCAAAGGUGAGCUCGUCCUCCGAGUCGACUCGUAUGGGGGCGAUGCACGUGACAAGGCCGAUGUCGUACUCAUGGAAGCCUCCGGCCGCUGCCUCCUCACGGUCCGGCGAAAGAGGCCGAGUCUGCAUCAUCGGUGGGAAGGGUUUCUGGGAGAGAAGACGGAGGGUCAGCAACCGAUAUUCAGUGUGCGGAGAUCGUCGAUGAUGGGACGUCGGUCUAGCAUGACGGUGGAGGUGGGUGGAGAUGCAGGUGAGGAGUACCAGAUAGAGGGAUCAUUCAGUCAGCGAAGCUGCACCAUCUACAAUGCAGCGAAGGAAUCGAUGGCUGAGAUCAGACGCAAAGUAGAUGCUUCGGCCCAUCAUGUGGUGCUUGGGAAGGAAGUCUUCUCUCUGUGCGUGAAACCGGGUUUUGAUAGUGCCUUUGCCAUGGGAUUGGUGCUCGUCCUUGAUCAGAUCCACGGUGAUGAUUGGGGUGAUGAAGGCAGUGUGGGAUCCCUUGACCCCACCAGUGUGGAAUCCGAAUCAGCUUGAUUUGAAUGUCAGAUGAUUUUGCAUGUCUGGUAAUGGUAAAUGGGGUUACCCUUGUCUGGUAAUAGUAAGAUUGGGGUUUGUACAACCUUGUCUGAUCCUUUCAGUACUUUAUUUUACAAAAGUCUAUAAAGAAAAAGAGGCUAGGCCUAGUCGAACUCUAUGUAUGUCUAGACUUGGUUUGUUGUUGUUGCUGUUGUUGAGCAAUGAAGAUUGAUUAGAAAAAUUAAUUACUACUGACAAUCUAUAAUGAUAUGGGUGUGUUUAUAUUUAAAA